This is a messenger RNA of Oncorhynchus keta (chum salmon), 4513 nucleotides long. It is a transcript of the gene fli1rs, whose product is annotated as Fli-1 proto-oncogene, ETS transcription factor-related sequence. Gene Ontology annotation, cellular component: nucleus. Lineage: Eukaryota; Metazoa; Chordata; Actinopteri; Salmoniformes; Salmonidae. Gene Ontology annotation, biological process: cell differentiation; regulation of transcription by RNA polymerase II. Gene Ontology annotation, molecular function: DNA-binding transcription factor activity, RNA polymerase II-specific; sequence-specific DNA binding. The record is from RefSeq and is a predicted model, not a curated record. The coding region runs from base 2378 to 4087 and encodes 569 amino acids. The transcript has 11 exons.
CACACACACACUUUGAAAACGUAAAUAUGAAGGCCCAUCUACUGAAACAUGGAUAUUUACUAAAACAUCCCGAUAAAGUCAGUUGUUUUUGUCAAAGUUAUUUAAAGAAUAUAGUGGCCUAAACUGCAAACAGGAGCGCUUGUCAGGUGUCGUUAUCUGAACUCUGCAGGCUUCCUGUCUCAAACCUCUUUCCGCACACAUUUCCGCUCCCUCCACACGAAAAAAAAGCAAGAGAGCCUUUGCAAAACAGUAUCAAGUCACUGGAUGUGUCGAGGCAGUGCAUUGUUUUAUAUGUGAAUAAAUGAACUCUGAAUAUAACCAAGGCGACCGUGCUCAUACUCCAUGCGUAUCCUUUAUUAUUGUCAGCUACAGUACAUGCUUUAUGUUUCUACUGUCUAAAAGCCAUGUAAAAAAAAAGCCAUAUCAAAAGUUGUGAAAACCAGAUGUUUUUGCAUGUUGAAGGAGCAGCUGCUGCAGGCCUUUGCAAAAUCAGCUCAACACAACCUCUACUUCUGCUUUCUUGGCCUCUACACCAUAUUGAGGACAGAGUUGGUCACAUGUUACAUGUGAAUUAGGGAGUUUCUUGACAGUUUCUUGAUAUAUGGCUCUGGUUUCAAAAGGCAGAUAUUUAUUAAUUUCAAUUGUGAUAAACAAUAGCAUAAUGAACGUUUUUUUAGAUGUACACUUUUUAUCCAUGAACUUUUUAAAUAAUAGACGAUUUAAUAUUUAGCGGAGUCAAUCUUCCUGUUUGGCAAUGAACAUUCCCCUUCGUAGACAAACUCUGCAAUUUGAGGCCUCUGUAGAAAGGCACCAUCAGCACAGAUCAAAGCUAAAAUAAAUUCACAACAUACAGUUGAAGUCGGAAGUUUACAUACACCUUAGCCAAAUACAUUUAAACUCAGUUUCACAAUUCCUAACAAUUAAUCCGAGUAAAACUUCCUUGUUUUAGGUCAGUUAGGAUCACCACUUUAUUUUCAGAAUAAUAGUAGAGAGAAUUAUUUAUUUGAGCUUUUAUUUCUUUCAUGACAUUCCCAGGGGGUCAGAAGUUUACAUGCUACCAAAUACGAAUUGAGUGUAUUGCCUUUAAAUUGUUUAACUUGGGUCAAACAUUUCAGGUAGCCUUCCACAUGCUUCCCACAAUAAGUUGGGUGAAUUUUGGCCCAUUCCUCCUGACAGAGCUGGUGUAACUCAGGUUUGUAGGCCUCCUUGCUCGCACAUGCUUUUUAAGUUCUGGAUUGAGGUCAGGGCUUUGUGAUGGCCACUCCAAUACCUUGAUUUUGUUGUCCUUAAUCCAUUUUGCCACAACUUUGGAAGUAUGCUUGGGGUCAUUGUCCAUUUGGAAGACCCAUUUGCGACCAAGCCUUAACUUAACUGAUGUCUUGAGAUGUUGCUUCAAUAUAUCCACAUCAUGUUCCUUCUGCAUGAUGUACACCAGUCCCUCCUGCAGCAAAGCACCCCCACAACAUGAUGCUGCCACCCCCGUGCUUCACGGUUGGGAUGGUCUUCUUCGGCUUGCAAAUCUCCCCCUUUUUCCUCCAAACAUAACGAUGGUCAUUAUGGCCAAACAGUUCUAAUUUUGUUUCAUCAGACCAGAGGACAUUUCUCCAAAAAGUAUGAUCUUUGUCCCCAUGUUCAGUUGCAAACCGUAGUCUGGCUUUUUUAUUGCGGUUUUGGAGCUGUGGCUUCUUCCUUGCUGAGCGGCCUUUCAGGUUAAGUCAAUAUAGGACUCGUUUUACUGUGGAUAUAGAUACUUUUGUACCUGUUUCCUCCAGCAUCUUCACAAGGUCCUUUGCUGUUGUUCUGGGAUUGAUUUGCACUUUUCACACCAAAGUGCAGUCAUCUCUAGGAGACAGAACGCGUCUCCUUCCUGAGCGGUAUGACGGCUGCGUGGUCCUAUGAUGUUUAUGUAAUGGAUGUGAAAUGGCUAGCUUAGUUAGCGGUGGUGCACGCUAAAUAGCGUUUCAAUCGGUGACCUCACUUGCUCUGAGACCUUGAAGUAGUAGUUCCCCUUGCUCUGCAAGGGCCGCGGCUUUUGUGGAGCGAUGGGUAACGAUGCUUCGUGGGUGACUGUUGUUGAUGUGUGCAGAGGGUCCCUGGUUUGCGCCCGGGUAUGGGCGAGGGGACGGUGUAAAGUUAUACUGUUACAUUGAUGCUGUUGAGCCGGAUCACUGGUAGCAGCGGAAAAGGAGGUCAAAAGGGGGGUAAGUGUAACGGAUGUGAAACGGCUAGCUUAGUUAGCGGUGGUGCGUGCUAAAUAGCAUUUCAAUCAGUGACGUAACUUGCUCUGAGACCUUGAAGUAGUAGUUCCCCUUGCUCUGCAAGGGCCGUGGCUUUUGUGGAGCGAUGGGUAAUGAUGCUUCGUGAGUGACUGUUGUUGAUGUGUGCAGAGGGUCCCUGGUUCGUGCCCGGGUAUGGGCGAGGGGACGGCCUAAAGUUAUACUGUUACAUUUAUACUUGUGUACUAUUGUUUGUACAGAUGAAUGUGGUACCUUCAGGCAUUUGGAAAUUGCACCCAAGGAUGAACGACUUGUGGAGAUCUACAAUUUAUUUUCUUAGGUCUUGGCUGAUUUCUUUUGAUUUUCCCAUGAUGUCAAGCAAAGAGGCACUGAGUUUGAAGGAAGCACUGUCCGUGGUGAGCGAGGACCAGUCCAUUUUCGAGUCGCCCUUCACUGCCGCCACGACCAUGCACAUGAAGGGCGAGAUGGCGUCACCGGGAAGCUUCAGCCAGGCCUCCGAAGAGAGCCAAGAACCCACCGAGCCGGAGUGGGCCGGCCCGGGAGCACAGAACCCUGGGAAGAGAGGAGAGCACAUCAACGGAACCAGUCGUGAGUCCCCUGUGGACUGCAGUGUGACCAAACGCUCCCGACACAUGAGCAGCAACGAUGGGGGUCAGCUGGCCUACCAGGCCUCAUACCCUGAGCCCCGCACCAGCCCCCAGACCACCACCCCGCCCAACAGCGCCACAGAGGAGAAGAGAGUCAUAGUGCCCGCAGACCCUGAGGUGUGGACCCAGGACCAUGUGCGCCAGUGGCUGGACUGGGCCAUCAAGGAGUACAGCCUGGAGGAGGUGGACAUCAUGCACUUCCACACACUGGAGGGCAAGGCACUCUGCAAGAUGACCAAGGAGGAUAUGAUGCGCCUCACGUCCGCCUACAACACAGACAUCCUGCUCGGCCACCUCAAUUACCUCCGGCAGAGCAGCCCUACUUUCUCCUACCCCACAACUCCAACCAACAACACACAGCAACAACCCAGACUACAGGUUAAAUCAGAGAUGAAGACACGGAUGUCUCAUGAGAACAGUUAUGAGGAGAUAGGCAGAAGGAACAGCUGGCCAUCGAACCCCAUGCCACCUCCAGUACCCAAAGGUUCUCCCAUGGAGCACCAACACAGCACCAGAGUCACAGAGCCUCCACCGAGAAGUGUGCAAGACCCAUACCAAGCAUUAGGUCCCAUCAGCAGUCGUCUAGCCAACCCAGAAGGGCAGGCCCUCCACUCCAAGAACCGAACAAGCAAACACAGUUCAUACAGGCUGCCUGACCCCAGCGCUCACAGGCCUGUGGGCUCUGGACAGAUCCAGCUGUGGCAGUUCCUGCUGGAGCUGCUGUCGGACAGCAACAACUCCAGCAUCAUCACCUGGGAGGGCACCAACGGCGAGUUCAAGAUGACCGACCCGGACGAGGUGGCCAAGCGUUGGGGCGAGCGCAAGAGCAAACCCAACAUGAACUAUGACAAGCUGAGCCGCGCCCUGCGCUACUAUUACGACAAGAACAUCAUGACCAAGGUGCACGGCAAGCGCUACGCCUACAAGUUUGACUUCCAGGGCAUCUCACAGGCCCACCAGGGUCACGGCGGAGAGGGGGGCAUCGUUAAGUAUCAGACUGAGGUAUCGUAUGCCCAGCCCUACCACAGCCACCAGCCAAAAAUGAACUUCAUGAACACGCAUGCUGCCCCUAUGCCCGUGUCCCCUGGGAAUUUUUUCGGGCCGCCUACAACUUACUGGAACUCAACAACCAGCCCAAUGUAUCCGGGGUCUCCCAUGCCAAGGCACCCGGGGACUCACUCCCACCUGAGCUCAUACUAUUGAGGCCUGGGUGUCUUGCACUAGACUGGAUGGGCUGGCAGAGCUUUCUGAAACAGACAUAUCCAAGAUACCAUCCACAAUGUAUCUGGUCUUUAAUAUCUAAAUUACAUUGUAACGCUAUGCAAGUUUUUUAAUUUCUCAAUUAUGGAGGUUGAGAAUGUUCAUUUCCUGUGAUUCAGUUCUUUGAAAAACCAAGUUUUUCAAUUAUGUAAGUAUUUUGUUUAAUAUGUAAUUGAGGUCAUUGAAGGAUUUAAAGGGAAAGUCACUGAGUGUGGGAAGUGGUAAAACUGUUGAGGUCUUUAUCUCAAUUACUAUAUUCAUUAAAUCUAACAUUUGUAAAAGUAUAAUUGUACAGAAUGUUUCAUACAAUUGUAGCAAUAAAACAUUUACCCCUGUAGUAAUGCUAAUAAAAGGAACUUGUAUAUUUGA